UCCUGUUAUUUCUUUCUGACGCUUCAUUACUUUGACAAAAAUCAAAUAAUCCAUUAUGGGUGUGCCUCACCUAAAUAUAUACCUGGGUUGUGUUCAGAACAGUAUUUAUUUCUGUCAAACCAUUUGUAAGACAGACUUUUACUACAAACUUCAAAGCUGCUAGAUCUGGAGAGUUCGUCCAGCACACAAAAAGUUUCCCAAUGGCAAAUGAAGCAAGACCUUGUCCUUGCGACCUUGGAGAUGAGUUUGAUUAUAAGGGACUUGGGCAGGAGAUACAAAUAGAUCACAUAAAGGCGUAUGUCUCCAAACCCCAGACGAGCACAGACAAAGCUGUAAUUGUGGUUCAGGAUAUCUAUGGAUGGGAACUUCCUAAUACUAGACUCUUCGCUGAUCUGCUUGCUGCUAAUGGAUACACGGCUGUCCUUGCUGAUUUUUUUGCGGGUAAAGAACCUUGGAAGUCAACUAAUGACAGCGCCACCUUUUUUGACUGGCUUGAAACUCGACCAGCAAACAAAGUAGACAGGGAAUUUGAUGCUGUGUUGAAGUAUUUAAAAGAACAAUGUAAAGCAACGAAGAUCGGGGUAAUAGGCUUUUGCUGGGGAGGUAUUGUGACCCAUUAUCUGAUGCUAAAGUACCCUGAACUUAAAGCUGGAGUUGCAUUCUAUGGCUUAGUCCGUGAGGACUGUGAUAAAUAUGAGCUGCUAAACCCAACUUUAUUUAUUUUUGGCGAGAAUGAUCCUCUCAUACCCCUUGCACAGGUUCAUUCAUUGGAACAAAAGUUUAAGGAACAUUGCAAAAAUGAUUUUAAAGUCAAAGUGUUUCCAAAGCAAACACAUGGAUUUGCUCAUCGAAAAAAAGAAGAAAUCAAUCCAGAUGAUAAACCUUAUAUUCAGGAAGCAAGAAAAGAUAUGUUGUUGUGGUUAAAGAAAUAUAUCAACUAGUUCCAUGUUGCAUAAGUGUCACACACAAUGUUACUCUGCAUUUUUCUGCAUGAAAAUUAUUAUCCUGAGUAUUUUUAAACAGCUUUAUUUCUUAAUCACUCAUCAUAAAGAAAUAAUUCCUUGAUUAAUGUGAUAAACAAAAUUUGUGAUUUAUAAAAAAUUCCAUUAUUAUCUCAA
Messenger RNA from Bombina bombina (fire-bellied toad), 1118 nucleotides. RefSeq names its product carboxymethylenebutenolidase homolog. The coding region runs from base 201 to 941 and encodes 246 amino acids. NCBI's taxonomy places the organism in Eukaryota, Metazoa, Chordata, Amphibia, Anura, Bombinatoridae. The transcript has 6 exons. Gene Ontology annotation, molecular function: hydrolase activity. The record is from RefSeq and is a predicted model, not a curated record.